This is a messenger RNA of Sipha flava (yellow sugarcane aphid), 906 nucleotides long. RefSeq lists its product as uncharacterized. The record is from RefSeq and is a predicted model, not a curated record. The transcript is spliced from 5 exons. Bases 102 to 818 code for a protein of 238 amino acids. Gene Ontology annotation, cellular component: nucleolus. Lineage: Eukaryota; Metazoa; Arthropoda; Insecta; Hemiptera; Aphididae. Gene Ontology annotation, biological process: maturation of LSU-rRNA from tricistronic rRNA transcript (SSU-rRNA, 5.8S rRNA, LSU-rRNA). Gene Ontology annotation, molecular function: RNA binding.
AUAACGCAACAGUCCAUUGAGGUUUGUUUUUCACUAUUUUCAAAUACGAAAUAUGUUAUAAUUUUUCAUCAUACUUAUAUUUUGUAACAAAACCCGUAACCAUGUUUAGAAGUGGCUUUAUAAAAUUGAACAAAAAAGAGCAGCCAGAAGAAAAAAAACCAAAAGCAUCUGAUGAAAGGGGUGUCGUGUACCUGGGACAUGUUCCCCAUGGUUUUUACGAGAAUGAAAUGAAACUUUAUUUUUCACAGUUUGGUGAAGUUACAAAUAUCAAUAUUCCUAAAAGCAAGAAAACUGGUAAAGCACGAGGAUUUGCGUUUGUUGAAUUUAAGUACCCAGAAGUGGCCAAGGUAGUUGCAGAAACGAUGAAUAAUUAUUUGAUGCAUAAAAAAAUUCUUGUCGCCAAAUAUCUCCCACCAAAUCAAGUGAAGAGUAAUACAUUUUGGCGCAGUGACAAAAAGAAUAUUCCUCUAACUGCAAAAAAUAGAUCAAUUCAAAGAAAGGCAAUGGAAAUACCAUUAGAUUUUGAAAAACAGAAGAAAAUUAAAUCUUCAUUAGAAAAACGCGUGCUAUCUAAGCAAAAAAAAUUUAAAUCCAAAGGAAUUGAGUAUGAGAUACAAAUUUAUAAAUCCAAUCCAUCUAUUAACAUUGAUGAUUCAAAACAAAUUGAGUCUGCAAGUGAAUUUGAAGAUAAUAAUGAUAAUAUAACUUGUUCAGAACCAAAUUCUGAUAUGGAUAAUACACUUAUAAGCAUUCCUGAAAUAACUAAAAAAACUAAAGUAAAAAAAGGAAAAGGCCGUCAACUAAGGAUAAAUUCAUAAUAUAUGUUGUGAACUAUAUUUGUUUUUAGUUUUUAUUUUUUGAUAAAAUUAUAUAUUAACGACUAAAUAAGAAUUAGCCUUAACUUGA